Molecule: messenger RNA, 7798 nt
Organism: Vespa velutina
Lineage: Eukaryota; Metazoa; Arthropoda; Insecta; Hymenoptera; Vespidae
Gene: Rbfox1
Product: RNA binding protein fox-1 homolog 2
Exons: 13
Coding region: 1072-2373 (433 amino acids)
Biological process (GO): nervous system development; regulation of alternative mRNA splicing, via spliceosome
Cellular component (GO): cytoplasm; nucleus
Molecular function (GO): mRNA binding
Source: RefSeq, a predicted model, not a curated record
ACGAACGAACGUGUGUAAACUUUUUAAUGCCACGCGACACUCUUUUAAAAAAAACCGCUUUAUUUUCAUAUUCGUAUCGAAAAUUUAUGGAAAAACGUUGAAAACGAAGAAUCUCAUGAAAUUUCUUUCGAUAUAAUCCCUAACACGUCGAUACGACAUAAUCAUCGCUAUACCUAUCGAAUAUCACGAAUUCACCGAGCACCGGGUAUAUUCGUAACGCGGAUGGAAGCGCGUUGGCAGGUUCGUUUGGCUGACGGUAGGCGGUGCGGUAGUCAAUAGACGGUAGAAGUAGGUGGCGCUAAGCGCAUCGAUGGCGACGAAUGGAUGCGCGAGGGAGUCAGUCGUAGAGCCACCACGCACGGUGACGGUCGUUGAUGAGUUUGUACGGACGAGCGAUAACGAGUAAAAACGAGUAAGAGAGAGAGAGAGAGAGCGCAAAUUUGACGAAUCAAGACGAGGAAGAAGAAAGAAAUCGUUGGCAGCGUUUCUCGAUCGUUUACAAAGCGGAUCGCACGUUCAUCUUCGUCGUCGAUUCCUCCUCGGCCGUACGCGGUUGUUGGUGCGUUCGAGAAAUCGCCUUGGCGCGCGCGCGCGCGCCCCAGUGCGUGCGCGAGAGUUUGGAGCGAGAGAGAGAAAGAGAGAGAGAGAGAGAGAGAGAGAGAGAGAGAGACCGAGAGAGGGGGAGGAAAGAGAGAGCGCAUCGCACUUUGUCUCUCGACGACGCCGCCGUGUCGUUCUCUCGGCCGAGAUACUUUAGAGUGUUGUGGUGUUAUUUUUCGCAAGGCAAACCCAUAACAAGAUUCACGGCGAAAAAAGAUUCUUGCCAUUUACGUGGCUACACUUUUUUCUCGUGGAGGCGCUGGAGGUAGAGGAGAGAUCCGCAAAGCGAUACGAGAAAAAGUAAUUGAUAGAAACUGAUCGAGAGUAAAAGAGAGAGGAAAGUGGAAGGUGGGUGAGAACGGGAGACGGAGGGCCGGAGGUAACCAGUGACGGAUUUUUUUUCGCACAACGGUGGAGCAAAACGGCCUCAAACUGUGGGGCUCUGGGGCGUUCUUCCUUCCUCCGCAAGGGAUGUACUACCCUCACAUGGUGCAGACAGGAAUGGCUGCGCCGUACGGUGGGGGUGUCUUCCCACCACCGGUAAACGGUGUCGCGGGCGUCGUUGGGGCGGCCGGGGCAGCGGGCGAGGUGAAACCACCGCCGCCUGUGCCAGUGAAGGAGGACAACAGCGGAACGGGCCAGCAGGCACCACCAAGUGGAGCCCAGGUAUCGGCACCGACAAGCGGACCCCAUCCUUCGGCACCGGGGGCACCAACGGCAGCCAGUUUCAGCCCACCUCCGCCACCGAACGGCGUCGAUCAGCAGGCGAUCUCGGAGGUGUUUCAGGCGGCGGUAGCUGCGGCGGCUGCGGCGGCCGCGAGCGGAGGUGGACAACAAGCCGCUACCACUCAGGGAGGAAACGAGACGAGCCCGGAGGGAGCCGUCGAAGCUGGAUCUCUCGUACCGGUGACCUCAGGCGCGACAACACCGGCUACCGUGACGCAGGCCACGGAUCUCAAGGGCCAGCCUAAGCGCCUGCACGUCAGCAAUAUACCCUUUCGUUUCCGAGACCCCGAUUUGAGGGCGAUGUUCGGGCAAUUCGGCCCGAUCCUCGACGUGGAAAUCAUUUUUAACGAGAGAGGAAGCAAGGGAUUCGGUUUUGUAACAUUCGCAAAUAGUGCUGACGCGGACCGGGCACGUGAGAGGCUACACGGCACCGUGGUUGAGGGCAGAAAGAUUGAGGUGAACAAUGCAACGGCGAGGGUGCAGACGAAAAAGCCACCGACGGUACCCAACGUUUGCGUACAAUGGCCAGAGGGAUACAGGUUGCCGGCGAUGCCGUGGAGCUGGCUGGGUGCGGCAGCGCCAUCGGCAGCCGCGGCUGCUGCGGUCGCCGCGGCCGCUGUUACACCAUCCCCCGCGGCUGCUCCGCUCGUCCUUACACCGAGGGCGGCGGCGAGACGAAGCGUCUAUUACGACCCCUUCCUAGCAGCACACGCGGCGACACAGGAUCCAAACUACAGGCUACAGUUGGAAUGGCCGCAAGCUACAGCCGAAGCAGCUGCAGCGGCGGCCGCAGCAUCGCCAUUGCUAAAGACGCCGCUCUCGACGGCACAGCAAGCGACUUAUGCAGCUGCAGCGACUUACACGGCGGUGGCUGCGCGCGCAUACGGGGCAGCUGCAGCGGCAGCACAGCCGGUCGCAGGAUAUGCCGCAGUAGCGGGUUACGGACGCGAAUACGCCGACCCUUAUCUCGGACACGGCAUCGGUCCGGUGGCAGGAUACGGGGCAACGGUCUAUAGAGGCGGAUACAACAGAUUUACGCCUUAUUAAAGGAGAGUUUGGAGAGAGGGGAUCGGCAAGGAACGCGACGACCAAAAAUCGACAAUGACGAUCGUCGUCGUCGCGUCGUCGUCGUCGUCGUCGUCGUCGUUGUCGCUGUCGUCGGUAAAGCCGCGAAACAAGAAGCAGCGGUACACGUUCGCGCACACGCAUAUUAUACACGAGAGUACACCGACGCGCAUAGAGGCGCACACAUCCAACGUUACACGCAAAGCACAUCGACGAGAAAGAAGCGACGCCUGGACCCUUUAAAGUAAGCCUGCCAACGUUCGAGAGCAGCUCCUACCCACCACCGCCAUCAUCAGUGAACAGAAAACGUCGUCGAUCGCGCGUACAAAAUCAUCCCACGCUCUUUUUCUUCACGAACAUUUGCGUUUCUAAGAUCGAAAGGACUAAGAGAGAGAGCGCGCCUAUCGCUUCUCUCCUUUUUUCCAUCCCUCCCCCCCCCCCCGUUUCUAGCCAGUUAUUUAUUUAUCAAUAGCAGUCUCGACGAUAGGAGAAAAAGGACUCACACACACAAUUGCCGGAAAUAAUAGUAUCUAGAAAGAGAAGCAUCUAUAUCACCUUGAAAACCGAUUCGCGUCCUUUUAUAGAGCGCUGGACGAUGAACACAGCCGGACGUUGCACAGGGUCUCAACAGGGUCUAGUCAGACACUCUCUCUCUUACCGGUUCCUAAUCGAAGCACCACCGAUUUUAAAACGUCGCAAAUAUAGAGAUCACCCUAGAUCCGCGAUUCGCUAGAAAGACAAAUUAAUACUUGAAAGCGUACUCAAUACUCUCUGGCAAGGCGAACCGAAGGGAUCGGCACGUAUAUCCGAUCUAUAUAUUUCCUUCGAAAUAUAUAUUGUUUGUUCGCCUUUCCAUUUUCCUUAUCUUUUUCUUUUUUUUUUCAUUUUUUUUUUUCCCCCUUUUUCCUCUCAUUACAUCUCUCAGCAUCGUAUUCUACAAACGCUAGAAUUUACGUCGAAAAACCAAAUCAAAACGUAUGCGAAUCACACCGCACGAGCGCACGAAACGUUUACGUUUAGUUUCAUUGGGCGGGCGCCAACUCGCUCGCUACUUUUAUUAUUGCUAUAAAUAUUAUUAUAAUUUUAUUAUUAUUAUUAUUUUAUCAUUAUCAUUAUUGUUAUUAUUAUUAUUAUUAUUGACAUUAGACCGCGCGAAAGAUCUCUCUCAUACGAGGAGAUAUGAGAAUGCAAAUGAAAGACGACGAUGGUCAAGAUCUGUUUUCUUUUUUUCUUUUUUUUCUUUUUAUCCUCCAAGAGAGAGCGUGCGCGCGUCCGCGUCGCUGACUAGGUUUUAACAUUCGAAGAAAUGCGACCGUAGUAACGGAUGUCGCGUCGACGAUCGUACGUCUAUUGUCCAAAGAUCGGUCUUUCGAACACGAUCGGGAAAACUCGGGAAGAGGGAAGAUAUCGAUUCUGAGGAAUUUGCGUCUCGCGUACUUCGCGAAUGAUCAUAAAAGGAAAAGGACGCUUUUAUCCUUUGUGUAUAUUUUUGAUAGGUCGUUCUUUGUUUUAAUACACGAUUGCUCGAUACACACACACACACACACAUCGUCGUCGUAGCCGCGCGCCGUCUAUCCUCCUCGUGUAACAGAUAACACAGUUCGCGCACACACACGGCAUAAUUCUUUAUGAAUUUUUGUAGUAACACUUUUGUAUUAUACUUGCUAUUAUUAUUUUUACGGAUUUAAUCAGACCGGCCGUAUCGCGACAAGUGAGAACGAGCUUUUAAUUAAAAAGAAUCGUCGCGGACGUUUUUUUAUAUUCGAUUCGAUAAUAGAAUAAUCGAUAUCUUAAUGGGAUUUAGCGAGGACAUUAUUUUCUUUCUCUGAAUGUAUCACGAGUUUGUCUCUCGAGUGCACGCGUCUAACGACCUAUUUGAAUUGUCGUCAAUGUUCGUUAAUCCUUUGCUCGCUUUCUCCCGAUCGUAGUCGAGGAUCGACGAUAUAUCACGAAAGAGGAAAAACAAAGACAAAGUUACGCUUACGAUGGAUUUAACAAGAAAUGGAAAUUGAACGCACAUUGAGACGAGUGAGAGUGAUGUAUCACCAUACGCCCUUACCUUUUAAGUUAUAAUUAGCGCGCGAGGAUUUAUCUAAUAUUAUACGUAAGAGAAUAACGAGAGAGAGAGAGAGAGAGAGAGAGAGAGAGAGAGAGAGAGGCGGACGUCGUAGGGAAAAAAAAGGAAAAAGAAAGUAGAGGAACGGAGAGAAAGAGGACGGCGGCGAGCCGAUGGAUAGACAUUGCGAGGGGGAAUACGAAGUAGCCAAAUAUGACGAAAGAUUUAUCUUUAACUAUCCAACGGCUAGGAAUAGUCUUCUGACCGUUAUUUUACGUUUUAGUUUUAAAAUUUUCUUAGAACAUUAGAAUAAGGCUAACGACGCAUAGCUCUCUCUAUACCUUUCGAGAAUGGACAGAACAAGAUGGUAGUCUUUCUUUGCGUGUGCGUGGGUGCCAGUUAUAUAAAUGUGUAAAUAGAGAACGAUCGAUCGUCGAGCACAAAAUAAGCCGAAGAACGUAGCCGAAGAAGACUCAAGAUAUACUCAUAAUUUUCUCGUAAACGUUAAGAUUGACGAGUCGGUAGAUCGUAAUGAAAUUCAACACAAAUAUAUAUAUAUACUAUAUAUAUAUACAUAUAUAUGUACAUAUGUAUAUAUACAUAUAUAUACAUAUAUAUAUUCAUAUACAUAUGUAUGUACACCACACACACACACACACACACACACACACACACACACACAUGAAAUUAAAACGUGUGAGAGGUAAAAUCUUAGCUGCUACGCGAUUACGGUUACGAUUAGGAUUAGAAUUACGAUUACGAUUACGAUUACAAUAACGGUAAACUUUAUUCUACCAAGGGAAUAGCUCGAGAGGAUGGUGGUUAUUAUCAAAGUCGAUAAUCGAUUUUUCCUUCUUUCGAGGAAGAUGAAAAAGAAGGAUCGAAGAGAGCCAUUAUAGUAUUUAGCCGAUGAUAGACGAAAAUUGAUCGAUCACAUUUGGAAAUUUUGCAAAUUUCAAAGACCGCGUCUCGAACGAACGAACGAACGAAUCUGCUUUGGGAGUUAAUUCUGUGUAAUGUGAACUGUGACUAAAAUUUAUACUUACUCGUAAUCGAUAUCUUUAUCGGGGUAGGCUAUUAUUAUUAAAUAGUUGAUAGUGAUUAAGUCAAGCUCAAAUUAGGAAAAGCGCGUCACGAGUGCACAACCAAAUCUUUCGUUCUUCUCUUUCUUUUCCUUUGGGCCUUUUCUCCUCUUCUUCUUUAUCUCUUUUUCUCUUUUCUUUUCGCUUUUUUUCUUCUCUUCUUUUUUUCCCUUUCUCUCUCUCUCUCUCUCUCUCUCUUUUGUUUUUCUCUUUUUUUUUCUCGUUUUUUCGACAUACGAUCGUAUCGCGUCCCUUCUUUCUCCUCCUUCUUCCUUACCACUUUUAGCUUUAUAAGCGAUAGAAACGCGUAAAGACAAUUUUAAAUUCCAUCGUCCUUUCGUUUAUAUCCCGAAUCGUUUAGACCAUCGAUCUAAAACAUUAGCGAACGGGAGGAAGGGAAGAAAAAGAAUUCUAAUAAGAAAAAUAAAGAAGAACCUGAACGAAUCAAUUUCAUUUCUAUUAAUUUCAUUGUUUUUCGCGGCGGGUCCUACCAAAUCAAUUGUAUCGGGGAAAAAAAGGAGAAGAAAAGAAAAGGAGGGGGAGGAGGAAGGAAAGAAAGAAAGAAAGAAAAACAAAGAGAUAAGCGAGCAAUGUAUAAAGUUAUUCAAUGAUACGCACCGUAUGUUAUACGUAUAAAUACUUACAACUAGCGAUAUAAAACAUUAAUUACCAUUAAAGGGAAUUUUUAAAUGAAUUUAGAUGAAUACAUGACGUAAUGACACAUCUAACGAGCAACAUAUCCUAGCGUAUUAGGCAGGGCGCGUUAACCGAGAUCUCUCUGUGCUUUUUACCGUCUUAGUCCUACGAGAGAGUCGACGUUGCGCUAAACGGCAAAAAAGAAGGCAAAGUAUGAUGAACGCCCAUACAAACUCAUUCACACGUAAUACUCGAAAGGAGUUGAAGUCGUAUUCUCGAAAGGGAAACAACAACUUGCGAUAAGAGGAAAAAAGCAAAAGUUGUAUAUACACACAUAAAAAUAGAUAGCGUAAACGCAACGAUAUAAAAUGAAAGAAACGUGGGCCGAGCGACAGGGAAAAUUUCAAUGCUCUUCUAAUGAAUGAUCUUGGCAAAAUGAUUGUGCCCGUUUUCGAGUAAAAGAAAAAUAUGUAAUACGAGAAAGAGGAAUGUUCCAUGACAUUAAGGCGUUACAAUGAUUAUUAUCUAUAUUUAGGUCAAAGAUUUGCGUGCGUGCGUGCAUGAAUGUAAAAAGUUUAUCGUGUUUGCGCUGAGUGUUUGAGAGAGAGAGAGAGAGAGAGAGAGAGAGAGAGAGUGUGUAUGUAACAACGCGUAUGAGUGAAAUGAGAGAAAACGCAUCUCGCGUACCUCCUCGAAACAACAACACUUUUUUUUUCUCGUCUUUUAAAACGUAGCACGAAGAUGGCAAGCUAACGCCGGCCCGCGCGCCGCUGUUCGAGAUAUCGUAAAUUAUAAAUGAAUGAAUUCAAAUAAUUAUAUUCUUAAUUAUUAAUAAUGUUAUUAUUAAUUAAAUUGUAAUGUGAAAGUAAAGAGGAAAGAUGACAAAAGGGAAUAUGGUACAGGAAUAAUCAGCGAGACACGAAUAAAGCACGAGCGGAAUGACUUGGACGGGCGAUAUCUGUAAAUUUUCGUUUUUCUCUCUCAGCGCGCAAAUCAAUAUAGACACAUUUAUAUAUAUAUAUAUAUAUAUAUAUGUAUAUAUAUAUAUAUAUGUAUAUGUAUAUGUAUAUAUGUAUAUAUGUAUAUGUAUAUUCUACUGGAUGUGAUUCGCGAACGGAUACGACGCACUAAACGCUUCGUCUUCGUUCGCGCAAAUUCACAAAAGACAUUUUGCAGAUUCGCAGCGCGACUCGUUUCGUUUCGUUUCCUUUCUUAGGCGCUAAAGCGCGAACGAUACGUUGAGAAUGAUAAAAAAGAAAAAAGAUACAUUAUAUACAUACACACAUAUGUAUAUAUAUAUAUAUAUAUAUAUAUAUAUAUAUACAUAUAUGCGUAUACAUAUACAUAUACAUACACGACAUAGAGAAGAGAGAGAGAGAGAGAGAGAAAUGUGAAAAAAUUGCAAGCGAACAGGAAAUACAAUCAUCUCGAACUUUAGUUGCAAAAUAUUGAUAGGGAUAAAAGAUGUCGUUUGUGACACCUUUAUCAUUGUCUGAUUUGAUGAUAUUUUCUAAGUCUGGACCAGUUGUUAGGUUCUUAUUACUCCCAUAGCGACUUCUUAUGGCGUAUUUUCUCUGUAUAUUGUCAAUGUUUAUUAUUAAAUAUUUUUCAAAUAAAAAAUAAUCCUCUUCUA